UCCUUGAUUCCUCACUCAACUCAGCCACAAGUAUAGCUAAUCAAGCUAGCUAAGCUAAGCUAAGUUAGUAUAGUGUGAUACCUCUUGUGAAGGUAGAGAGAUCAAUGGCGGCGACAUUGCGUUGGGGCGGCGGCGGGCUCGCGGUGGCGGCGUUUGCGGCGGUGGUCGCGUUGUCCGGCCUCCUCGGCGUCGCGGCGAACUACGGCGGCGGCGGCGGGUUCUUGUUCCCGCAGUUCUAUCAGCACACGUGCCCGCAGAUGGAGGCGGUGGUGGGCGGCAUCGUGGCGAGGGCGCACGCCGAGGACCCGCGCAUGGCGGCGUCGCUGCUGCGGAUGCACUUCCACGACUGCUUCGUGCAGGGGUGCGACGCGUCGGUGCUGCUCGACGCCGACGGCAGCGGGCGGUUCGCCACGGAGAAGCGGUCCAACCCCAACCGCGACUCGCUGCGCGGGUACGAGGUGAUCGACGAGAUCAAGGCCGCCCUGGAGCACGCGUGCCCGCGCACCGUCUCCUGCGCCGACAUCGUCGCCGUCGCCGCCAGGGACUCCACCGCGCUCACCGGCGGGCCGUGGUGGGAGGUGCCCCUCGGCAGGCGGGACUCGCUGACGGCCAGCCUGAGCGGCUCCAACAACCUCAUCCCGGCGCCCAACGACACGCUCCCCACCAUCGUCGGCAAGUUCCGCAACCAGGGCCUCGACGUCGUCGACCUCGUCGCGCUCUCCGGCGGCCACACCAUCGGCAACUCCCGGUGCGUCAGCUUCCGCCAGAGGCUGUACGGCCAGCUGAACAGCGACGGGAAGCCGGACUUCACCCUGAACCCGGCGUACGCGGCGGAGCUCCGGGAGCGGUGCCCGAGCUCCGGCGGCGACCAGAACCUGUUCGCGCUGGACCCGGCCAGCCAGUUCCGGUUCGACAAUCAGUACUACCGCAACAUCCUCGCCAUGAACGGCCUCCUCAGCUCCGACGAGGUGCUCCUCACCAAGAGCCGGGAGACGAUGGAGCUCGUCCACCGCUACGCCGCCAGCAACGAGCUCUUCUUCGCGCAGUUCGCCAAGUCCAUGGUCAAGAUGGGCAGCAUCUCCCCGCUCACCGGCCACAACGGCGAGAUCAGGAUGAACUGCAGGAGGGUCAACCACUUCUAGAACCCUUCCACGUACGUACGGCGCCCACGGCCGAUCGAUGUGAUGUGAUGUGAUCCUAUUUGCUUCUUUGUGUUUUGCAUGUUGAUUUUAUGAUUUGUGUUUUGUAUUUUGCUUUGCUUUGCUGCUCGCUUAAUUGUUCAUAUUAGUUUUUUCAUGUGUGUAAUUCCUCCUGCAAAUGUAUCAAGGAAUGGUCUAAUAAAAGUCCAUAUACCAAUUUGUUUCUGUCA
This is a messenger RNA of Oryza sativa Japonica Group (Japanese rice), 1369 nucleotides long. RefSeq names its product peroxidase 72. Gene Ontology annotation, molecular function: heme binding; peroxidase activity. Gene Ontology annotation, biological process: hydrogen peroxide catabolic process; response to oxidative stress. Lineage: Eukaryota; Viridiplantae; Streptophyta; Magnoliopsida; Poales; Poaceae. The record is from RefSeq and is a predicted model, not a curated record.